This is a messenger RNA of Diprion similis, 1090 nucleotides long. RefSeq names its product proteasome inhibitor PI31 subunit (gene PI31). Gene Ontology annotation, molecular function: proteasome binding; endopeptidase inhibitor activity. Gene Ontology annotation, biological process: proteasome-mediated ubiquitin-dependent protein catabolic process. The transcript has 5 exons. The record is from RefSeq and is a predicted model, not a curated record. The coding region runs from base 97 to 981 and encodes 294 amino acids. NCBI's taxonomy places the organism in Eukaryota, Metazoa, Arthropoda, Insecta, Hymenoptera, Diprionidae.
ACAGUGCAUUGGUCAUCACUCACUUUUCCAUUCAAUUGCGUUGUCAUUCCUCCGCGAUUUCGACAGAUUUCGGCAAGGAACCUGAAGAAAAAAAUCAUGGCAGCUGAUCCAUGCAAUAUUUUUGGCUUUGAAUUACUCUACAAAUCUGUGGAGAAUCAGAUAAAUAAGAAAGAUGACGUGCUGAUAACUCUGGUGCACUGGUACUUUGUCAAAACUGGAUUUAGAUGCAUUGGCACUGGCGAUACGAAAACGUUGAAUCCAAGCGAUAUAGGAUCUGAAUUGCUACCUAAUGGCUGGAACCAGAACCCUAAUUAUGCUUUGCGUUACGUCAAGGAAGGAAAGUUGUACAUUUUGCUAGGCACAAGAUCAGAUGCCGAUUUAAUCCUCAAUCUGAUGCGAAUCGAAGACCACAGUGUGUCCAACAUUCAGUUUUCCAUCGACACAACUGUGUCUGCUCUGAAAGGGCCACUGCAGACGUUGAUGCCAAGUUUCCAAAGCGUCAUCAAUACCAUCAGAACAAACCUGGUUGACCCCGUUUAUACAGGAAACGCAAGAGAAACCUCGACCCAAACCUCCACAGGCAAUGUGAAUCACGAUAUUCCACGCCGUCCAAAUCGCUCGGAUUACGAUCCUCUCAGGGUAGGACCGCCACAAAGACCAAACCCAGAUCUUCCUAAUUGGCGUCCGCAGGCUGACCCAAGAGGAGUUGGAAGAUCAGAUCUGGAUCCAUUCGCAGGGCCUCCAGGCAGCGGAGGAAUGAUCUUUGACCCUUUCUCAGUCGGCCCAUUUGGUCGAAAUCCAUUAGGACCCGGAGGUGCCGGAGGUUUGGGAAUGCCUGGCCGUCUUCCCCCCGGUGCGGUGCCGCCAGGAGCUCGUUUUGACCCCUUUGGACCACCGGACGUAAAUCUUCCUCGACCCCCCAGGGGGGGGCCUGACAAUGACCAUUUACCACCGCCAGGGUAUGACGACAUGUUCAUGUAAAAGACGAGGUUUCAAGAGUGUCCAGUGAUGGCUGGAUUUUCGGUUACUAAAAUUCAACGUUAAAGAAUAAGAGCUAUUUAACACUUAUCUGUGUAACAAUAUUUUUUUU